This is a messenger RNA of Zingiber officinale, 1444 nucleotides long. Its product is annotated as 30S ribosomal protein S1, chloroplastic-like. The transcript has 7 exons. Bases 63 to 1295 code for a protein of 410 amino acids. Gene Ontology annotation, biological process: translation. Gene Ontology annotation, cellular component: chloroplast stroma. NCBI's taxonomy places the organism in Eukaryota, Viridiplantae, Streptophyta, Magnoliopsida, Zingiberales, Zingiberaceae. Gene Ontology annotation, molecular function: structural constituent of ribosome; mRNA binding. The record is from RefSeq and is a predicted model, not a curated record.
UGAAAUUGGAUUAGAGCAGAGAAGAAGAUAAAAGAGUGUCGAGGCCGGCGAGCGAGCCGAGAAUGGCGAGCUUUGCCCCCCACCAGUUGGCGGGGAUCCGAUGCCCUCCGAUUUCCUCCUCCCCUAUCUUGAAGCCGUCCACCACGCCGGCGAGGCCCUCUUUCUGCCCCGCGGCCGUCAUCAUGGGCACUUAUGCCCUCACCCCGGAUCAGAAGGAGCGGCAGCAGCUGAAGGAGAUGUUCGAGGAGGCUCGCGAGCGUUGCCUCAACGCCCCCAUGGAGGGCGUUUCCUUCACCGUCGAGGACUUCAAUGAAGCCCUCGAAAAGUACGACUUCAACUCCGAAAUCGGCUCCAAGGUUAAAGGGACAGUUUUCAUGACAGAUUUGAAUGGUGCACUUGUGGACAUAGCAGCCAAGUCAUCAGCAUACUUGCCUGUUCAAGAAGCAUGUAUCUACAAAAUUAAGCAUGUCUCUGAAGCAGGAAUAUAUCCAGGAUUGGUUGAAGAGUUUGUCAUAAUUGAUGAGAAUAUGUCAGAUGAUAGUUUAAUUUUAAGUCUGCGGUCAAUUCAGUAUGACCUGGCAUGGGAAAGGUGUAGGCAACUUCAGGCUGAAGAUGUUAUCGUCAAGGGCAAGGUUGUGGAUGGAAAUAAAGGCGGUGUGGUAGCAAUCGUGGAGGGCCUCCGUGGUUUUGUUCCAUUUUCACAGAUAUCAUCUAAAUCAGCAGCAGAAGAACUCAUUGACAAGGAAUUACCUCUUAAGUUUGUGGAGGUUGACGAGGAACAGUCUAGGCUUGUUCUCAGUAACCGCAAGGCCAUGGCAGAUAGUCAGGCUCAACUUGGUAUUGGAUCCGUGGUGGUAGGGACCGUCCAGAGUCUUAAACCAUACGGUGCCUUCAUCGACAUUGGUGGCAUCAAUGGCCUUCUCCAUGUUAGCCAGAUCAGUCAUGAUCGUGUGUCGGACAUCUCCACAGUGCUUCAACCCGGCGAUAGCCUCAAGGUAAUGAUCCUAAGUCAUGACCGUGAAAGAGGCCGCGUAAGUCUCUCGACUAAAAAGUUGGAACCCACUCCUGGCGACAUGAUUCGUAAUCCGACGCUGGUAUAUGAAAAGGCGGAUGAGAUGGCACAAAUCUUCAGACAAAGGAUAGCCCAAGCUGAGGCGAUGGCUCGUGCCGACAUGCUAAGGUUCCAACCUGAGAGUGGUUUAUCUCUUAGUUCAGAGGGAGUUUUAAGCCCCUUUGCGUCAGACUUGCCUGAAGAGGGCUUGGACUUGACUGACAUUCCCCCAGCAGAAGAUUAAUUGUUUUUGUGAGAAUCUGGUUGUAGGAGCCGCAUUGUUGUUUAUCCUGUUGUCCACCCUAAAUAGUUGUGACUUAACUGGAUUGAUGACGAUCAAUGUUUCGAUAUUUUUGAAGCACAUGUGCAAAUGAAACUUUUAUUUGUUAGCAA